UGACUCGCUUCCCAGACUCCAUGCUGGGGGCCAUGUUUAGGGCUGGCACCCCCAUAUCUGCCAAUGGCAACCCUCAAGGAGGUGGCCACUACUUCAUCGACCGCGAUGGCAAGGCCUUCCGGCACAUCCUCAAUUUCCUGCGACUGGGCAGACUGGACCUACCCCUUGGGUACGGAGAGACGGCGCUUCUCAGGGCAGAAGCUGACUUCUACCAGAUCAGGCCUCUCCUGGAUGCCCUGAGAGAACUGGAGGCCUCUCGGGGGACACCUGCACCCACAGCUGCCCUGCUUCACGCAGAUGUAGAUGUCAGUCCCCGCCUGGUACACUUUUCUGCUCGCAGGGGCCCUCACCACUAUGAGUUAAGCUCUGUCCAGGUGCACACCUUCCGAGCCAACCUCUUCUGCACUGAUCCGGAGUGUCUGGCUGCCAUGCAAGCCCGAUUUGGUGUGACCAGUGGGGAUAGGGCGGAGGGGGGCCCACACUUCCACCUGGAGUGGGCCCCUCGCCCCACAGAACUCCCUGAGGUGGAGUAUGAGCGACUAGGGCUGCAGCCCUUGUGGACCGGAGGGCCAGGAGAGCGGCGCGAGGUGGUGGGAACGCCGAGCUUCCUGGAGGAGGUUCUUCGGGUGGCUCUAGAGCACGGUUUCCGCCUUGACUCUGUCUUCCCUGACCCUGAAGAUCUGCUCAACUCUCGAUCUCUGCGCUUUGUACGCCACUGAGGGUGUGGCUCUCAGUUUGCUUGUGGGGGAGAGACAGAAUGGGGCAGCUAGUGGGGUAAGGACUCCCCUGAAGCCUCUUUCUAGCUCUAGUGUGGGAGCUAUGAGGGUCAGGGGGGCUCCUGCACCUGACUGGAGCCCAGAUAUGGGCUGGAAUUCCAGAACUUGAGCUCACGGAGGGCUCACUAGUGAUCCCUAGAGUCUAGACUGGUGCUUUUCCUGGGGUGGGGUGGGGCGGUGAAGAUUCUCUUGGUUUGUUCUUGCUUAAAGCUGGAGACCUCCAUGGUCUCUGUUGAAGCUCAGUAUUCAGAGGUCUAAAAAAGUGGAAAAUACAGAGGCUGGGGAUUUAGCUCAGCGGCACAGUGCCUGCCUGGCAAGCGCAAGGUUGUGAGUUUGAUUCCCAGUACCAAAAAAAAACCAAAAAAAAAAAAAAAAAAGUGGAAAAUACAUCUAUGCCAGCUAGGCCUGGCAGAACUCUGGAGGGACACUGAGGUCUGAAGGAAAGGGGAUACUUUGGAUUGCCUUAAUGUGGGGUCUCCUGGACUGUGGCCUUCCCUCCUGGAGCUGAAUGGCCUGGUGUGGCCAAAGAGGGCCCAGAACACUCUGGGACACAGGAAGGGAGCUUCUUUGGUGUCUCAAGCCACCUCCUGAGGGGGCCAGCAAGGCCUCCACAGAUUGACAUAUAGGAGCAAGGCCCCUGGAGUGCCCCUCUGGAAUUUCAAAUGUUCUAAACAAUCCUAUUUUGAAGGUGGGGCUGUCCACAGGGAGAAGCUGGCAUCUUUUUCGUAGCCUUCAUGUGUGUGUGCAUGUCAGCCAGUGUGCCUGACUAAGGCAUGGCUCCUUGGCAUCCAGUUUCCAUCUGUGUUGCUGACUACAAUGUCUACGUGAUGGUCCUUCUGUGGUCCCUGCAUGUCCAGGCGUGUCAGGUGUUGCCCAGCAACUGUUCUGGCCCAGGUUUAUCUGUGGUAUGAGUGUGAGUAGAUUGAGAUUUAGUUUAAUCAUAGGGUGUGUAUGUGUGCGUGUGUGUGUUUAUGUUCCUGCAAUCACCCAUGUAGGCAGGAGGGGCCUAUUUGCGUUUCAGUCACUAGAAUCUUCCUGUAAGAAGUAAAAGAAGUUCCUGGGCCUAGUUGGGCCUCUGAGACCUGUAGGGAAUGCUUGGUUGCCUCAGCAACCAUGGGCCUGUUGCUAGGAGAUAGCUGGGGGAAGGCCCAAGGCUGCCCUGGGCACACAGAAGAGAUGAAGAGUUUGGGAGAGUGGGGGAGGAUAUGGGAAUGGAUGGAAUCUCUGAGUUCCUGAGUGGACGGGAUAGACAUGCAUAAUUUCUUCCCUGAAGGAGUUACUCAUUAUUUAUCACUGAUUGUUACAAGAAAAAAAUAAAAAUAAAAGUGCUUUCUGAACUA
Molecule: messenger RNA, 2116 nt
Organism: Chinchilla lanigera (long-tailed chinchilla)
Lineage: Eukaryota; Metazoa; Chordata; Mammalia; Rodentia; Chinchillidae
Gene: Kctd11
Product: potassium channel tetramerization domain containing 11
Exons: 1
Coding region: 21-719 (232 amino acids)
Biological process (GO): protein homooligomerization; positive regulation of neuron differentiation
Source: RefSeq, a predicted model, not a curated record